Molecule: messenger RNA, 483 nt
Organism: Rotaria sp. Silwood2
Lineage: Eukaryota; Metazoa; Rotifera; Eurotatoria; Philodinida; Philodinidae
Source: the annotation of a GenBank genome assembly
AUGCUUGAACACGAACGAUUACCAGUAGCGAUUGAGGAAGAUGGUAGUGUCUGUGUCACAGCAUGUUGUCCGUCACCAGUUCAGACUCGUUUAACAUGCCUAUACCCUGUAUCAGUUCCUACGUGGACCGAUCUACUUCCAGGUCGUUACAAUUUAACAUGUCGCAUCCGAUUACGGCGUCAGCCCAUUGAUCAUAAUUCUAACACUGUUGGUCAGGUUAUCGGUCGACCGCUGCUUGACAUCGACUUAUUUGGUGAUCGAGCUCAUCUUGGUGGUAAAUGGGUGAUGCUCAAACGUCCUUGGUUUGAACAAGAAUAUAGCAACCAUGGUGAUGAUAGAUGGUUUUCUACUGUUCUAAUCAAUGAUUUCGUUCUAGACGACAUUUCCAAUGUUUAUCUUGGUAUGCGCGUAGAUGAAUAUCCUCCCGUUUUCUUUACCAUCUGGAUUGAUACGUUCCAACUGAAUUUUGUUGGUAUCAAUUAG